CCGUCUGCCGUCUGCCACGAGGCGAUGCGCAUUCUACGGCGCGUGCAGCAACGGAACUUGAGGCGCCUGGUUCUCCAGGCUUCAGAAGAGCAGGGCCUUCACACGCAGAAGCUUGCUAUCCAUUAUCGGGAAAGGUGCAAAAUCAAUCGAAGGUAGGAAGACAACAAGCCACAAUGUUUUGAAACAUAUGCAUAGCUGCGGAUAUAGACCUAGCGGCUCCGAGAUUAUCUCAUUUCACACGCAAUGGCGACUAGGUGGCCGUUAUUUCGGCAACCAGCAGUAAGUACAGCAGGAGAAAGAAGCUAUGCUUGUUUAGCUUAUCCCGGGCUGCAUCGCAUAUAUACGCGCAUUACGCAGGCUCGGGUGGAUCGAAUCGAAGGCUUUAAGUUCUCCCAAGCGAAGACCUCCCCUGUCUUUGAGCUACACUAUGAUAAGAGCGUUUCCACCAGUCGAUCCUGGGAUUGUGAGAACGCUCCCAGUGUGGUGUCACAGCCGGGAAUUGCUAUGACAGGCGCCGAACAGGACAGUGUCUACGACAUCAGAAAGAGAUAUACCAAACGAGUCAAAUGAUGAACGGCUGUUUGCCAAUUUAUUUUUAGUCCCUUCAUUACCUACAAGCUCUCUUUGAAGAAAAAGCUUGAAUAAGAGCUUGACACAACAUUCUAAUGCUCCACUUUCA
Messenger RNA from Blastomyces dermatitidis ER-3, 679 nucleotides. RefSeq lists its product as uncharacterized. NCBI's taxonomy places the organism in Eukaryota, Fungi, Ascomycota, Eurotiomycetes, Onygenales, Ajellomycetaceae. The transcript has a single exon. Bases 244 to 570 code for a protein of 108 amino acids. The record is from RefSeq and is a predicted model, not a curated record.